GCCAAAAUGUAAUAGACCUAUGCCAUUUGAUAUUCAAUCUCCAACCGCAAAACUCAUGAUCCUAAAUGUUUUGUUAGCAGAAAAAAUUUGCCGAGUCAUGUUGAGUUGAAGAGGAAGUGUGUGAUUAAGACUUCCUGAGAAAACCGAACGUGCAUUCGAGAGAAUUCAUUUUCCUGUUGAAUGGUUCCACAACAAAGAGUUCAACUCAUCAAUGAUAAAGGCUUGAAGACAUCCAAGUUCCUGAAACAACAAACAUAAGAAUCUUCCCUGUGUAAAUCGAGGUGAUGUACCGAGUAAUUUGUAUAAAGAGUGAUGGUAAUUUUAAACUCAGGAAAAACUUUUGUUUCAGAGUCACGUCCUUCUUUAGCUUACAAUUAUGUCAAGUUAAUUGCAGAAACUUUGCCACUGUUAACGUUCCAACAGUACUUUAUCCACGAGCAAAACACCUCUUAAUCCGAUUUGUAAGUCAUACGGUAUACUUUUUGAGAUGAAAUUUGUAUCUUUAAAUUGUUGAUGAUAACGAUAGCUUGUUAUUUUUAUAUCUUGUCUGUCUAUAUCGGCUCGAAUUCCACAUUAGUUUAAUUGGAAAAUUUAAAACAAUGGUCUUCGAGCGAAAACUUCUCUCACUAAUCCUAUGACAAGUGUCUGUGAAGUAGGAAACUAUAAGUAUGUUAAUUUUCAGAGUCAUCGUUUAGUUGAAGACCACGAAUUCUAAAGACAGAGAUAAUAGCAAUGAUGUACAAUGUCAAUAAUUUCUUUAAAAAAAACGAAAAGGUCACAAUUCAAAACAAUGGUCUCUGAUAUUUCGGUGUUCUUUUCACUCAAAAAUUUUUUUUCCCUUACUGAAUCUGUAUCAAUUGACUUCUUGAAGACAGACACAGAAAAGUUGAUUGUUAACUCGUGACUCAAUGACCAAGCUUCAAAUUCUUGAUCAAGAUAUUCUUUCCACUUUCAUGAACCAUGACGAAGUAAGGUUCAUUAACUAUUGCUGAUGAAUCGAACGUGGCCGGAUAAAUAAAUAUAAUCUAUUUAUCUAUCUAUGAAAACGUAGGAAAAGAACGGCUACUGAAGAUAAGAUUGAUUGAUUGCAAAAAAUUCAAAAGAUAAAUUUAAAAAAUUGGCUAUGUUUGUUUGAACCCUUUUAAUAUAUGUGUUGCGAUGCCAUUGCUGCAAAAACUUUCGAGGAAAUGUUUUUAUUGAACAAAAAAAAUGAUACCUGUAGGUAAGGAAGUUCGAUAUAUGCAGAGUUGCUACAAGUAAUUUGAAUUUGUAGUUUUCAGGGCUUUUUUAAAUUUUUGAAUACUCAACGUUGGCAAUUCUCCCAACAAAGUUUAACUCAAAGCAAAGGAUUUGUUUAUUUGUGCCAGCUAUACACACGUGAUGAUAUAGCUAACAAGUCGGCAUGCGAGCUAUUAUCAUCUGUAUUCCUACGUUGAGUGAGCAGAAUUUCACCCGCAGAAAAGCCUCCCACCUGUUAAAUUGAAUUUAACGGUUUUUUUUUCAGUGUCCAAGAGUGAUUUUUAAGAAAAAUCAUUACUUCCCUAUUGAUAUUGUUUAAUGUUUUCUGGUUCUACAGUUUCCUUCAGAGCUCCUAUUCAGUACUCUUCUUUGUAAUUUAUAUGAUGCCUUCAAUCUUCAGUCGUAUAAUUAAAAAUAACACACAAAAAUAUAUCUCAAACAUUCAUUACAGUGGGAGACAUUUGCCUUCAGGGUUAAAGUACAAGGUUAUCAAAUGUCCUAAGAAAUUUGCAGCUCGUAACUGGUCAAUUUUAUGAACACGUCGAGUAUGCUUUAUACGGAAGAUGAUUUCACCAAACAUGUACAGGCGCACAAGAAUCACGAGGCCUUUGAUAAGGAGUAUUGUUCUUUGUUUAUUGUUUUUUAAGCCCUUGAGAAUACCUUGAGACUUUCGCGUGCCUCUAGAACUUAAACUAACAUGCUCCCUUGAGUGACCAGGAAAGAAUUUCUCCAUACAAUAUCAAUACAAUAUCAAGCAGACAAGCGAUGAGAACAAAGACAAAUAUCAAUUAAGGGAUUAUUAGUUGAUCCAAUACCAAAUUCUUCGAACUAACAUCAUAAGAAUUGUAUGGCAGACAGUAAGGAAAGGGUUAAUGGUGUCUUUUUAAAGGUUCGUUGUCGUUAAUCGAAUAUUCUGUGGCUUCUAUGUGUGUGGCGGACGGUAAUAACAAUGAAAAUAAAAUUAUAUCAGAUGUCAAAAUAUUACUCUUUUAAUGGAGUAAUGUGUUGUGGCUUGUUUUCUCCUGUCCAAGAGUGUAGAGCGAGUCACUUUGAGAUCAUAAUCAGUGAAUAACUGAAUCAUAGCCGAUAAAUUAUCACACAAAACAUGCAAAAACACUGUAGUCUCGUGGCUUGAUAAAGCUGGUAGCCACAGGGUAAAUAUAUAAACUGAUGAGUAUUUUUCAUUUUGGAGGCGUCGGUUAAUGUCAGUCAUUUGUUACAAUAUCCCUUCUCGUCUUCUUCUUAGACAAACAGACUUAUUUGCGUCCGAUCUUAGAUAUGUCCUUCCGAUAAACCGUCGAUUAGGUCCGGGGGCACUCCUAGAGAUUCUUCGUAAGGGUGAGUUGCCUGGUUCCCUUGAAAACGACAUCCGAUAUAAGACCAUGAUAGUCAAAAUCUCAACCAUACCCUUUGGACGGCGUACACCUGUGUAACCUAUGUAGCCUCAUUCCUCCCCCCUCCCCCGUUCGAACUUUGAUCAAAAUACCAACUCUAUCACUAUGAACUCCCUGAAAUGUGACGAUUAUUUCGGCGUCCACUUUAUGGGUAGACAUUUAGGCUGUCUGAUAUAACUGUUCAACGUUAAAAUUAAAAUAUUUAGUCUCGAAUAAGGAGAUGAUCUCGGAAAUAGCAUGGAAAAUUUUAUCCCUCACACUUCAGCACGAUGUAUUUUUCCGGCUGAAGAAACUUGGAUGUUUCCAAUUUCAUUAAUCAGUUUUUUGUGCAAAUCAACGCGCACUUAUCACCGUGCAACAGCCUUCUUUUAUUAAAUCGUCCAUAGUUAUCUAACUUACUACCCACAGCUGAAAAUUCCACUAGAUUUUUAGACCAAACAAAGUUUUGUUUUUCUCAAAAACAAUUAUCAAGACAGAGGCUACAGAUGGGUUAUCAGUGCCUCAGGGAAUACACUACAAUAAUAACAUAUGAUAUUCCUGGCUGAAACUUGAGAGAAGGGAACUUUUUUUUGUUUCGGUCAGAAAUAUAGAGUUCAUCACUGUCAGAACUCACGUCCGUCUUUCUAUACCUGUUUCUAACCGUUCUGAAUCUUUUUGGCGUUGCCAACACAGAGAGAAAUCGGCGACGAAAAUCAGCUCAGAUUCUUGUUUGUUUCGCUAACUGGACAGAAAGGAAAGGAAGUGACAACAGAAUUAAUAUUUCUAAGGCAAGAUAAUGUAAAUAGACAUAUUUUUUUAUCGAAUAUAAUGGCACAAAAAAAACUUUUUUUUAUUUCGUAACAUUAGGCCAGAAUUUACUGAUCAGCAACCGAACAUUUUACGUCACUGAACCCUUGAACUUAAGCUCAGUUCUGGACUAAAGCCAACAAAUAUUUUAAGCCAAUUAUAGUUGUAUCUAAAGUUUUCUAUCAUCCGUUAGGUUCUUUCUGAGACAAACAGGAAAACUGAACGAAAGUCACAGAAAUGGCAGGCCCGUAUGGACGUCUUCCGCCUGGUACAGCAAAUCUUACACUGAUGCAUGGCUUUGGUUUUAACUCGUUCAAUAUGGAUUUUGUCAAGCUCGAGACACUCAAAUACGAAGGUACAUUAUAUUAACCUCUCAGGUCAAUAUGCUUUACAUUUGUAAGUGAAUUUCCGAUCUAACUCACACAUCGAGCAGAUUCACGCUAUUAAAAGCGAAACUAGACAUACAAAAUAACAGUCUGGUACAGUUCACAUCAAAGCGUUUUCGUUCCCUACUACCUUGAUGUAGUUUCUGUUUCGCGAAGUUUCACGAGAAGGGAAAGUUUUGCGCUUUCGUGUGUUAAAAUCAUUUUUGUACAACGCUGAAGUGUAAGCCUCUACUAAGAAGGAAACUGCUAAUCUUAACCGAACACAAUGUUCAUAAAAAGCUAUUUACACUAUUCUGUUAAGGUACAAUCCCUCGAUGCUCUUUCUCUGAGUACCUGACUAGCCAGAGAGGCGCAUUUUUCAAGUCAAACCUUCCGUUUUGCUGUAAUCUGCUCGGUUUAGCACAUUUUUUAUUAAAUAAUCUUUCCCCUAACUCGGUUACACUUGGUUUUUUUUUAAGAAUCCUUCUUCCCUUUGAAAGUUUUGGCAUUCCAAGAAGAUCCCCUCCCAGUUGUCUCCAUAGCAACGAAAUUCACUUGGCACGUGCUUCCUGUUUUGAGUGUCGGUAACAGAGUCAGUAGAUUCUCUCGUGACUUUGAGCGAUUUUUUGAUUGCCCUAUUUAACAUUACCAGUAGAUUGUUCAUUAAUCGAGUUAAAGUAAAGUGUCCCUCAAACCUCAAAGACUCGAGAAUUAUCUUUUUAAAGCAAAUAUAAGUUAAGGUAGUAAUCCCAUAAAUUAGAGAGCUGUGCGACCAAAAGCGCAUGAAAAGUAAUAUCACGAGAUGUGUAAAAAGGUCUCAGGGUGAAACUAUUCUCACAAAUCCUUAAAUUUAAAGCAACAAAUUGCUGAGACUAGAAGCACUUUGCCACUCACCCUUUAGCAGCGUGAGGAUCGACAUCCUCAUUUUUGACUGGUUAUGGCGCUUAAUUGGAUGAGUUGCCCACCUUACUGGGGCUGUUUUCACUGUUUAGCAUCAAGACCAUUCAUUGAAGGUACAUAGAAUAUCAUCGUGUUUUUUUUGGUCAACUGUUUCCAGAAUGAACUAAGAUUUUUUUUUUCAAGCACGGAUCUCUUUGUUCGGCAAUUUACGUGCAAGCAUUUGAUCGACUACAAAGCAAGAAGCAGGGUUUGAUUGUAUCAGUUACGUAAACACAACGGAAAAGUAGUUUGAGCAAAUGUGUUGCUUUUGCCAGGAAGGCUUCAGCCUAAUUUAUGCUAACUAGGGAUUUUUCUUGUUCAAAUGUUCGCAAAACCUUAAGUUGUGAGACUCCACUUUUCAAAUUGACAGCGUCUUUUCUCCAAUUACUCUGAUCGUUUAAUAUUAUGAAAGGAAUGGGUUCGGCUCGUUACAGUGGACUAAUCAGGGAUAAUGGCAGAUUAUGAUUAUCAAUAAUGGGGCUGUGAACCUACUCUCAGAGAUUUUCAUCAAUUUUCUUUGGCCACAAAUGACAGAACUUGUUUAAAAUCUAAACUUAAAAAAAUCUGGUAGAGAAAAAAGAGAAACUGUACGUCGUUUAGCUUGACCAGCAGAAUCUUCAAGAGAAUUGAAAAAUAUUGGUGUAUAACGACAAUUUUAUUGCUGAGCCUCAAGUAUUACAAUGCACAGCUUUAUAAAAGACAUCUUCUAUUGCCAAAGCAUGUUUCAAUCCAGGUUAUUUUAUGCAUUGAAAGAAGGCCCACUUGUAUACUCCAUCUUCACUUACACUUAUUUUCUUAUCGUUAAGAACAUAAGGUGCUCACAUUACGAUCAUAUUUGGUGUUGCUAGCAUCCACGCUUCUUUUCUCUGACUCUCAGGAAUAAUUGAUGAGUCGUUUUUUCUGUUUGUUUUUUUUUUUGCAAUAUCGGGGUGUGUCGUGCAGAAUGGUAAUAAGGAUACUGGAAGCAAGAGGAUAUCAUUGUAACAUCUUGGAACUAAAAGUAUAAAAAAAACCUCAGCCAUUUUGCUAUGAACCUCUGUAUGAUACCGAACUGUGGUCCAGGUGUGUGGGCCUCAAUAGUUUAAGUCUCCCGGUUGAAUAUCCAUACACAAUUCUCAAUUCCUUAACAAUUGUUAAAUACUGUUUAUACAAAUAAAUAUUUCUGAACUCUCUUAGUCAACAUUUCUUUUUCGACCCCUAUUUUUUUUCAGGUCCUCCAAGAAAGCAACGCAGGGAGCGAACGACUUUUACUAAAGCUCAACUUGAAAUCCUAGAGGAUCUCUUCAGCAAAACAAAAUACCCUGAUAUCUUCAUGAGAGAAGACGUCGCCACGAAAAUCAAUCUGCCAGAGAGCAGAGUACAGGUAGGAAAACUUGUUUCAGUUUGUUGUAUGUUUUUUGUUUUUUCCCGGUCGGAUUUGACUCAGGUACCGCAGCCGGGAAGGAACUGACUUUGAAUAUAACAAAGGCAAAAAAAGCAAAAUCUCUUCUUAAUAUGCCAACCACAGUUUGUGUUUGUCAGUUAAAUCGCUUUCUUCUUUUUUGAUACCCAGAAUGCCCAUCAGUCUUGCAUUUGACCUUUGCUUGUUUGUUUGCCUAUGUUGUUGUUUUCCAACUUAUUUUUGGUAAUUAAUUAUACAAAUUCUGUCAACUUUGAUUCCUGUAGCGCACCUUUAUUUUACUAGUUAAGUCUUCCUAACCUUGGAAUCAAACUUAUUUACUCUAUUAAAAAGUAAAUAAAUGAAAAAAACGAAAACUUACAACCAAUCGUCAUAAACACAUCAUUGUUGCUCUGCUCAAAUCUAACAAUUGAGGGAUUGAAGCUAUCAUUGAAGUAGGCUCUGCUCCAUAUGGGGCAUCCAAUUAAACUUACGCAAACGAUUUUUUAAUCCAGCAUUAAUCCUUUUCUUUCUUUAUUAGCUUAGUCUAUGAGCUGCUAAGAAGUGUAGUAUGCGAUAAUGGUAUUAUACGAUGGCGCAAAACUGGCUCUCUCGUCAGCACGCGAGCCCACUAGCUUAAUACAUAAUUUGCAAAAAACAUCCCUUGGUACCUCGAUAAUCGCGUUGUUACAUUAGGGUAAAAUAAUCUGAAAUCGAAAUGUACUUUGAACCUUGAUUAGUCACAGUUUUGCUAGAAUCGCAUGCGAGUAAAUUAAUUUUCCGUGAGUCAUGAGAAGUUUUAAUGGACUUCCUGAUCUUUCGAGUACAUUCCGGAUACUUGAAACCUCGGUCACGCGAUCAAAUUUGAUUGGUCAAUUGAAAAUGGAAUGGCUCUUGAAUUUUCAGCGCCUUGUGGCGUUGUCUCACCUCGUUGAACCGUUAUUGCUGCACAUGAAACCAUCUAGUGAUAUAUCGGAUAAUAUUUUAUUGCAGUUGCACUUUACUUUUCAUCUUAUGAUUUUGCCGUCUCAUAAUAGAGAUUUAAUUACUACAGUACUUUACCUGAAUGAACAACCGAGCAACCCCUUUUUGAUGCAACUCUGAAUUUUUACUACCUUCAUCACCAGCCACAUAAUUUCCAUCCCACUUAUCAAAGAACUGAGUAUUGUUUACAAUUACUUUUGUGACUUAGAAGCCUUUAUCACAAGUAAAUUGUUCCUUUUGUUUUAUAAGAUAGUAUCGAUUCCUUCUCGCCUCUUUCAGGUCUGGUUUAAAAACAAGCGCGCCAAGUAUCGUCAACUGAAGAAACAACAACAAGAAAUGCAAAACAAACCAGACCAGCUCAAAGUCAAACCAUGCUCCUCAUUACCACCCCCAGGGGACCAAGCUAUCAGUCCGGAACCCAGCAAAGCAUCGAAAAAUUUGAACUUUAGAGGAGUAGCAAUACCACAGAAUGACGUCACAGAGUUCCUGAAACACAGUAGUCUGCUGAAACAAAACGUAGAGAAACAAGAAGGUUAUCGGCCUUUUAAACCGGUUGAUAACGCUGUUGAAGACCAUUUAAUGGAUCUGGCGAAUUAUGUUCACAAAAAAUGCAUGACAACUUAAUCACAAAGAAAGAUAUAAAAAAAUUAAUACCAAGAGAGGUUAAUUGAAUGCUUACUACG
This is a messenger RNA of Pocillopora meandrina, 7768 nucleotides long. Lineage: Eukaryota; Metazoa; Cnidaria; Anthozoa; Scleractinia; Pocilloporidae. The record is from the annotation of a GenBank genome assembly.